CUGCCCUGUUCGAGCCUCUCUCUCCUUUUCUCCCUCCAGGCCUCUAUGGCAAAGAUGGCAUCCUGCCCGCCCGGAAGAUGCUCCGCUUCACGGGCAAAGGCUUCUGGGAGCAGCUGCGGGACUCCCCGACGCUGCUGUGGCUGGGCCCCCACCUGGGGCUGGACACGGAGCAGGGCCUGGAGCUGCUGUGCCUGAUGGGCACGCUGCUCUCCUUCGGGGCCCUGCUGCUGGAGCCCCUGCGGGACAGCCUGGUCUUCCUCGCCCUCUGGGGCCUCUACCUCUCGGUCUACCAGGUGGGACAGGUGUUCCUCUACUUCCAGUGGGACAGCCUUUUGCUGGAGACGGGCUUCCUGGCCGUGCUGGUGGCCCCCCUGCACCUGCUCCGGGGUCCCUCCUCCGCCUGGAGGGCACAUGACGGGGUGACCUUCUGGCUGGUGCGAUGGCUGCUCUUCCGGCUGAUGUUCGCCUCCGGGGUGGUGAAGCUGACCAGCCGCUGCCCCACCUGGUGGGGGCUCACAGCCUUGACCUAUCACUACGAGACCCAGUGCAUCCCCACGCCCAGCGCCUGGUUUGCCCACCAGAUGCCCAUCUGGUUCCACAAACUGAGCGUGGUGGCCACCUACGUCAUCGAGAUCGCCAUCCCACCUCUCUUCUUCGUGCCGCUGCAGCGCCUUCGCCUCUUCGCCUUCUACGCCCAGGUCCUUCUGCAAGCCCUCAUCAUCCUCACCGGCAACUACAAUUUUUUCAACCUGCUGACGGUGGUGCUGAGCUUCUCCCUGCUGGACGACGAGCACGUGGGGCUGUGGCUGGGCCACGGGCGGAAGAAAGCCAGUGGCGGCUGGGCCUGGCGAUUGGGCCCCUUGCUGGCAGAGCUGGCAGUCUACGGCCUCCUGGUCUUCUGGACCAGCCGUUACUUCGGGCUGAGCAUCAACUGGGAGAAGAAACACCUCGAAUCCAAGACAG
This is a messenger RNA of Notechis scutatus (mainland tiger snake), 963 nucleotides long. The record is from RefSeq and is a predicted model, not a curated record. Lineage: Eukaryota; Metazoa; Chordata; Lepidosauria; Squamata; Elapidae.